AUGACUGAAGCAAAAAGUAAAUCCUCUGCCAAUGAGGCUAACACAUACGAUAAAGAAGUUAUCUCUAAACACCCUGAUCUUGAGUUGGCUCAGCUUCGUUUCCUCGUAAAUCAUCCAGAAAUUGAUGCUGCGAAGAAGGCUACAUCUUUGAAUCAAAUACAGGCUGCCAUCAAAGAGAAUGACAUGGCUCCUUUCUAUGAGCUUCUCUGCAGUGACAUCGGUACAGUCCCAGAUGCUACUGAACUUAAAAAUAUGAAAGAGGCCAAUGAAAAGAGAGUAAAAGAAAUUGAAGCUGAGAUCGAAGACGCAGAAACUAAUCUUGGAGGCUCAGAAGUUCGCCAAGCUUGGCUUCGUAAAUUUGAAUAUUUCUGUCAAAUUGGAGAUAAAGAUAACGCUUGCAAAUCUUUUGAUUCCACAUACGCUAAAACUGUCGGAAUGGGUUACAAGAUCGAUCUCGUGUUCGCUAUGGUACGAGUUGGAUUCUUCUUCCUGGAUCAUGCUCUCAUCAAUCAGUACAUAACCAAAGCUAAAGAAUUGAUGGAACAGGGUGGAGAUUGGGAGAGAAAAAAUAAGCUUCGUUCAUACGAAGCUUUGUACAAAUUGUCAGUUCGCGACUUCUCCGGAGCUGCAAACUUGUUUUUGGAGACUGUUCCCACUUUCGGCUCUUACGAACUCAUGACUUAUGAGAAUCUCGUCUUCUACACAGUUGUUACUGCUCUAUUCGCUCUAGAUCGUCCUGAUCUUCGUACCAAGGUCAUAAAGUGCAAUGAAGUUCAGGAACAACUGAAUGGAGGUGGUACAAAUGGCUCUUUGAUAUCCGUACGCGAAUAUCUCGAUGCCUUCUAUGGUUGCCACUAUGAAAAAUUUUUCAUACAUUUGGCCGCACUUGAAGCCGAACGCUUCAAAUUCGAUCGUUACCUCUCACAACACUAUCAUUUCUAUUCCCGUAGCAUGCGUCUAAGAGCUUACGAGCAGUUCUUAACACCUUAUAAAACUGUUCGUAUGGAUAUGAUGGCUAAAGAUUUCGGUGUUUCUAAGAAUUUUGUCGAUAAAGAAUUACACAGACUGAUCGCUGCCGGACAACUACAUUGCCGUAUCGAUGCCGUCAAUGGAGUUAUCGAGAUGAACCAUCCCGAUUCGAAGAAUCACCUGUACAAAACUGUCAUUAAGGAUGGUGACAUUCUGCUCAACAGAAUUCAGAAGCUGGCCCGUGUUAUCAAUGCAUAG
Messenger RNA from Auanema sp. JU1783, 1227 nucleotides. Lineage: Eukaryota; Metazoa; Nematoda; Chromadorea; Rhabditida; Rhabditidae. The record is from the annotation of a GenBank genome assembly.